ACAAGUGGUGCGGUGCCAUGCGGCUGGAGCCCUUAGGGGUUUGUUUUCCUUUCCCUUAUAAAUCGACAAUCACUGUUGAAUCUAUGUCCAAUUUGUAUGAACGUUCGUUGAUAGAGAGACAAACAGAGAAAUGCAAUCCUCAAAAGAGAAGCUGAGAAACGUGGCCGCCGCUGCCAAGGAGCACGUUGACAUUUAUAAAGCCAAAAUAGAUGAAAAGGCAGAGAAAGCAACGGCAAGAACAGAGGAGGAGAAAGCGAUAGCCCAUGAGCGUGCAAAGGCAAAGGAAGCUAAAGCAAAGAUGGAGCUGCAUGAAGCUAAAGCCAGGCAUGCAGCGGAGAAGCUAAGCACGAAGCAAUCACAUUAUCAUGGUCUCCAGGAGCACGUCGCUCUCCCAGCUGGAGCUCAACAGCCACCCUUGGUAGGAACCCAGACUCAGUACCAGCAAGGGCGCCACCCAGUCGGUGCAGUUCCCACGCCCAGAGCCACUUUUCCAUCUAAUCCAUUAGGAGGAAACCCUCCCACCAUCAACAAGCAUAUAUAA
Abrus precatorius (Indian licorice) is the source of this 541-nucleotide messenger RNA. Its product is annotated as late embryogenesis abundant protein 18. Gene Ontology annotation, biological process: embryo development ending in seed dormancy. Lineage: Eukaryota; Viridiplantae; Streptophyta; Magnoliopsida; Fabales; Fabaceae. The record is from RefSeq and is a predicted model, not a curated record. The coding region runs from base 131 to 541 and encodes 136 amino acids. The transcript has 2 exons.